Equus quagga is the source of this 2401-nucleotide messenger RNA. It is a transcript of the gene P4HA2, whose product is annotated as prolyl 4-hydroxylase subunit alpha 2. Gene Ontology annotation, molecular function: procollagen-proline 4-dioxygenase activity; L-ascorbic acid binding; protein binding. Gene Ontology annotation, cellular component: endoplasmic reticulum. The transcript is spliced from 15 exons. Bases 393 to 2000 code for a protein of 535 amino acids. The record is from RefSeq and is a predicted model, not a curated record. NCBI's taxonomy places the organism in Eukaryota, Metazoa, Chordata, Mammalia, Perissodactyla, Equidae. Gene Ontology annotation, biological process: peptidyl-proline hydroxylation to 4-hydroxy-L-proline.
CCAGGGCUCCACCUCAGGACUAGCCUGGGCCUGCUCACCUUCUUUGAGACUUGCUUUCCUUUGCUUCCCUAACUCCAUAAUGGAUCCCUUAACCCAGUGCUCCUGACCCUGCAGCAGGUUCUGGGCUGAAAGAUCUUGUCUUCUGUAUCUCUGGGCCCCCAACCCCUAGGGCACUGAGGGGCAUGCUGCUGGCUCUGCCCACGCUUGUCAGGGACUUGAACAAAUGGGGUCAUUCACUUAUUCUCUCCUCUUCCUGAUAUGAAACUGGUUUGGGGGUGGGAGUUGUGGUUGGACUUCUCUGAGCCUCUCCUGCGACUACAGUAGAUUGGAAUUUCUCCUGAAAGGACGAGUGACAGUCACUGAAUACCUUGCAGACACUGCCCUCUGUGACCAUGAAAUUCCGGGUGUCCGUGUUGCUGGUGGCCUGGUUUGGUGUCCUGGGCUGCGUGCAGGCCGAAUUCUUCACUUCUAUUGGGCACAUGACAGACCUGAUUUAUGCAGAGAAGGACCUGGUGCAGUCUCUGAAGGAGUACAUCCUUGUGGAGGAAGCCAAGCUCUCCAAGAUUAAGAGCUGGGCUGACAAAAUGGAAGCCCUGACCAGCAAGUCAGCUGCUGACCCAGAGGGCUACCUGGCCCACCCUGUGAAUGCCUACAAACUGGUGAAGCGCCUGAAUACAGACUGGCCUGCACUGGAGGACCUUGUCCUGCAGGACUCAGCUGCAGGUUUUAUUGCCAACUUCUCAGUGCAGCGCCAGUUCUUUCCCACUGAUGAGGAUGAAAUGGGAGCUGCCAAGGCCCUGAUGAGGCUUCAGGACACAUACAAGCUGGACCCAGAUACAAUUUCCAAAGGGGAACUUCCAGGAACCAAGUACCAGGCAGUGCUGAGUGUGGAUGACUGCUUUGGGAUGGGCCGCUCGGCCUACAAUGAUGGGGACUAUUACCACACAGUGCUAUGGAUGGAGCAGGUGCUAAAGCAGCUUGAUGCUGGGGAGGAGGCCACCACAGCCAAGACCCAGGUGCUGGACUACCUGAGCUACGCCGUCUUCCAGUUGGGCGACCUGCACCGCGCCCUGGAGCUUACCCGCCGCCUACUCUCCCUUGACCCGAGCCAUGAACGAGCUGGAGGGAAUCUGCGGUACUUUGAACGAUUGUUGGAGGAAGAAAGAGAAAAACCAUCAUCAAAUCAGACAGAAGCUGAGCUAGCAACCCAGGAAGGCAUCUAUGAGAGGCCUGUGGACUACCUGCCCGAAAGGGAUGUCUACGAGAGCCUCUGUCGUGGGGAGGGUGUCAAACUGACACCCCGGAGGCAGAAGAGGCUUUUCUGUAGGUAUCAUCAUGGCAACAGAACACCACAGCUGCUCAUUGCCCCCUUCAAAGAGGAGGACGAGUGGGACAGCCCGCACAUCGUCAGGUACUACGAUGUCAUGUCUGAUGAGGAAAUUGAAAGGAUCAAGGAGAUCGCGAAACCCAAACUUGCACGAGCCACUGUUCGUGAUCCCAAGACAGGUGUCCUCACUGUUGCCAGCUACAGGGUUUCCAAAAGCUCCUGGCUGGAGGAGGAUGAUGACCCUGUUGUGGCUCGAGUUAAUCUUCGGAUGCAGCACAUCACAGGUCUAACAGUAAAGACUGCAGAAUUGUUGCAGGUUGCUAAUUAUGGAAUGGGAGGACAAUAUGAGCCACACUUUGACUUCUCUAGGAAACAUGAGCAAGAUGCUUUCAAGCGUUUAGGGACGGGGAAUCGUGUGGCCACAUUCUUAAACUACAUGAGUGAUGUAGAAGCUGGUGGUGCCACUGUCUUUCCUGAUCUGGGGGCUGCAAUUUGGCCAAAGAAGGGCACAGCUGUAUUCUGGUACAACCUACUGCGGAGUGGGGAAGGUGACUACCGAACGAGACAUGCUGCCUGCCCCGUGCUUGUGGGCUGCAAGUGGGUCUCCAAUAAGUGGUUCCAUGAACGAGGACAGGAGUUCUUGAGGCCAUGUGGAUCAACAGAAGUUGACUGACAUCCUUUUCUGCCCUUCCUCUUCCUGGCCCCACAUCCCUUGUUGUCUUCAAGUUCAACGUGACAGACACCUUUGUAUCUUCCAGCCCCUCAGGCGGGUCUUUGGAAGAGUGAAUGUUUGUCAGGCAGAGAGAGCAGACUUGGGAGGGUCCUGGGUGACCUGGGUCCCAGCCUCUCUGGUCAGCCUGAGCCAUCUCUGGCCGCAAGGGUAGGGUCCGAGCGGCUGCAGCAGUGUCAGGCUGUCUAGCACCUAGCCAGGUGCCUUUGUACCUCAGAUGCUUUAGAUGUGAGAUAUUUCAAUGAACCAAAGUUCUGAUACCUUGUUUACAUGUUUGUUUUUAUGGCAUUUUUAUUAAUGUGGCUUUAACCAAAAAAUAAAAUGUCCCUGCCAGAAGCCUUAAA